CGGCGAGGAAGGACGGAGCAGGGAUGCGGCGGUGCGGAGGCAUUGAUAUCACUUGCAAAGAAGAGAUUAUCAGUCAUCAAUAGAUUACGGCCUCAGCAACGCAAACCAAGCCGUCAUCAUGAAACACUUCCUGAGGACUUCUGCAAGCAAGAAUUCCCUUUUAUAAAGGACAACUCCUUGAAAACAAACUUGUUACUUUUUGUGCCGUUCACAUUAAAAAUGGAAGAUUUCAACUAUUGUAAGCUUGAGGUGGAUGAGUAGUAGAAAACUGAAGAAUGUUUGUCCAGGUAUGCCUGUACUUCUACUGCAAAUGCUUGUGGCGCUGCCUAAAAUUCGUGGUCAGGAAACUAACAGGUCGAUGUGAAUUGCAAAGGAUCUGUUACAAUACUAAACCGGGAGCUGCUAGAACUAUGAAAAUAGAGGCAUCACUGAAAGGUUCAAAAAGUAAGCGGCUGCAAACUUCAGUAAGUGUUCACCCUGAUGCUAUUGAAAAAACUAUAGAUGACAUCAUGGAGCUGAAAAGGAUUAAUCCAGAUGUAAAUCCACAGUUGGGAGUAUCUCUUCAAGCAUGCCUGCUGCAGAUUGUGGGGUACCGAAAUUUGAUUGCAGAGGUUGAAAAGCUGCGCAGAGAGCCAUAUGAUUCCGAGAAUCCACAACAUGAGGAAAUGCUUCUGAAGUUGUGGAAAUGCUUGAAGCCCGAUUCUCCACUGAAAGCUCGGAUUUCGAAGCAGUGGUGUGAAAUUGGUUUCCAAGGUGACGAUCCUAAAACAGACUUUAGAGGGAUGGGUCUCCUGGGCUUAUAUAACUUGGUGUAUUUUGCUGAAUGGGACACUGAGAUAGCUCAGCAAGUUCUCUGUGAUUCUCUUCAGCCAAAAUACAGGGAAAUCACUAAGAAGGAACUAAGCCAAUUCAGCAAAGCCGAAUGGGAGAAGAAAAAGUUUGAUAAGGCAAUUGGGUAUUCUUUUGCUAUUGUGGGCAUUAACAUAACAGACCUCGCAUACAACCUGCUUGUGAGUGGAGCUCUGAAGACCCAUUUCUACAAUGUCGCUCCAGAAGCACCAACACUAACUCACUUUCAACAGACAUUCUGCUAUUUAAUGCACGAAUUCCACAAAUUCUGGAUUGAAGAGGAUCCACUAGACAUAAUGGAGUUCAAUCGUGUUAGAGAGAAAUUUCACAAGCGAAUCUUGAAACAGCUCCAGAACCCAGAAAUGGCUUUGUGCCCUCAUUUUGCUGCAUCAGAAAGUUUAAUCAAUAUGUAGUUCCUCAUUUGAUUUUAUUUGGAAACACUGUCUCACUCUUGUGUUAGAUCACCGGUUAGACCAUCACUAGCACACUGAAUGACCAUGGUGAUUGUAUGCAUGUUUUUGGUGCAGUAUUCAUCCGGUUUUGUCACACAUACUAGAUCCCCUUAUGCUUCUCUCGUUGGGGGUUUAUCAUUUGAAAUGAGUGCUCAUAUUGCGGCAUUAUGCAGUGUUACAUUCUGAAUUGAUGUCCAGGUAUCAGAGUUUUUCUAUUUUUUUAGACUUUCCUCAUAAUUCAGCAUUGGCAAUUGAAUUGUAUUUCUCUAGCUGUGUUUUUGUAUAUGUGGACUAAGUAGCUGGAUCUUGUGUUGUGAAAGCUUUUUAACUUCUUGGUAUGUUUCAAGAUAACUACUGGCAUUUCAAGCAAAAUGUGUUUGGACUUCAUCUAAAGGAUAAUGUGUGUAAUUUAAUCUGAUGCAGGCAAACACAUUAAAGACAAAUUUUCUCCAUGCAGUUAUAUAUGCUUAAUGCAGAGUUAAUGAGGUUUAUGAGAUACGAGCUUCAGUGAGAAGAGUUCAUGCAGAAUUACAAUCAAGCUCCACAGCUGCAUGAAUACCAAAUAGUCUGGUGAUGCUAAUACCACAGCUGGUUAAGGGAUUGGGAGAACAAGCAGUGUUCUUCUCUAUCCCGCCAGUUGCAGGGAAUUAUGAGGGAAUAAACAGGAAGAGCUAGCAGAUCAAUGCCUGGCUCCAAGACUAGUGCCACAGGCAAGGCUUUGAGUUCUUUAAUCAUGGCUUGAUUUACAUGUCACCAGGUCUGCUGGCAACUGAUGGGUUACACCUGACUCAAAGUGGGGAAAGGAUGCUGGGACAAGGGUUUGUGGGACUUAGGAAGAGAUUUAAACUAGAUUUGAAGGGAGAAAGCAGACUCGCUGGAGAUAAACCUGUCGAUAAAGUGCUGACGUUUGUGGGAUGGUGUGAGAUUCUUCAGUCUGCCGUCCUAGUGGAGGCUGGGAAUGGAGAUCCAUGUGGCAGCAAAAGACACAAGGAUCAGUGAUGGAUUAGUAACUGUGGAAGCUCCUGAGAAUGGCCAGGUAGGAAUGACGCUUUCUCCCUGCAAAAAGGUGCCAACUGAAGUGCAUCUAUACUAAUACACGCAGUGUGGGCAGUAAACAGGAGGAACUGGCAGCCAUUGUGCGGUGGGGAAGCUACGAUAUAAUUGCCAUUACGGAAACAUGGUGGGAUGAUUCACACAACUGGCAUGCAAGGAAGAAGAGGCUAUGGGAUGGCCUUGUAUUUUAAGGAAUGCAUUGACUGUCUAGAGCUUAACUAUAGUGACAAUAGGGUUGGGUGUUUAUGGAUGAGAAUCAAGGGAAAGGCAAACAAGGCAGAUAUCAUGGUGGGAGUUGGUUGCAGGCCACCAGCCAGGAAGAAGAAAUAGAUAAAAUAUUCCAUAGGCAGCUACAAGAAGUCUUAUGUUCGCUUCUCCUUGGGAGAAUUCAGCUUCCCAGGCAUCUGUUGGAAAUACAAUGUAGCAGAGAGGGAACAGUCCCAGAGGUUCCUGGAGUGUGUGGAAAUUACCUUCCUGACACAGGUGAAGGAACCCACAAUGGAAGGUGACCUGCUGUUUGUGAACAGAGAAGGUCUUGUGAGGGAUGUUACGAUUGGAGAUAAUCUUGAGCACAGCAAUCAUGAAAUGAUUGAGUUUUCAGUUCUUGGAGAAGUAAGGAGGGGAGGUAGCAGAACUGCCACCUUGGACUUCUGGGGGGCAGACUUUGGCCCGUUUAGGGACCUGGUUGGCGGAAUCUCUUGGGAGGGAGUCCUGAAGGGCAAAGGAGUCCAGGAAAGCUGGAUGCUCUUCAAGAAGGAAAUCUUAAUGGCACAAGAGCAGACUGUCCCUGUGUGCUGAAAAACAAGCCUGUGGGGAAGAUGGCCAGCCUGGCUGGACAAAGAACUUUGGAGCUCAAAAAAAAGGGAGAGUUCAUGGUCUUUGGAAGAAGGAGCAGGCAACUCAGGAAGACUACGAGGUUGCUGUGAGGCUGAGCAGGGAAAAUCUAGAAAGGCCAAAGCCCAGCUAGAACUUAAUCUGGUGACUGCUGUAGAAGGCAAUAGAAAAUGUUUCUACAAAUACCUUAGCAACAAAAAGGAGGAUCAAGGAGAAUCUCCAUUUUUUAUUGGAUAUGAGGGGAAACAUAGUGACCAGGGAUGAGGAAAAGGCUGAGGUACUAAAUACUUUCUUUGCGUCAGCCUUUAGAGAGAAAACCAAUAGUACUCUGGCUACCCAGCCCUCUGAGCUGGAAGACAGGUAUGGGGAAGCACAAUGAAGCCCCUAUUAUCCAUAGGGAGAUGGUUAGUGACCUGCUACAUAGUAGAGAUAUACACAAGUCUAUGGGGCCAGAUGUGAUCCACCCAAAGGUCCUGAGAGAGCUGGUGGAAGUGCUUGACAAGCCACUUUCCAUCAUUUAUCACUGGUCCUGGCAAGCUGGGGAGUUCCCAGUUGACUAGAGGCUUGCAAAUGUGAUGCCCAUCUACAAGAAGGGCCAGAAGGAGGACCCCCAGGGUACUCCAGACCUGUCAGUCUGACCUUGGUGCCAGGGAACGUUAUGGAGCAGCUCAUCUUGAAUGCCAUAAUGUGGCAUAUGCAGGACAACCAGGUGAUCAGGCCCAGUCAGCGUGGGUUCAGGUAGGGCAGGUCCUGCUUGACUAACCUGGUUCCUAUAAACAGGUGACCUGCCUAGUGGAUGAGGAAAAAGAUGUGGACAUUGUAUACCUGGAUUUUAGUAAGGCGUUUGACACUGUUGGCCACAGUGUUUUCCUAGAGAAGCUGGUGGGCCAUGGCAGGAUACACUUCCCUGGGUAAAACACCAGCUGGAUGGCUGAGCACAAAGGGUUGUGGUGAAUGGAGUUAAAUCCAGCUGGCAGCCAGUCACCAGUGGUACUCUCCAGGGCUCAGUACUGGGGACAGUUCUGUUUAAUAUGUUUAUCAAUGACAUGGACAGGGGAAUCAAGUGCACCCUCAGUAAGUUUGCAGUAGAAACUAAUUAGAGUGGGAAUGUUCAUCUGCCUGAGAGUAGGCAGGCUCUACAGAGGGACCUGGACAGGGUGGAUCAAUGGGUCAAGGCCAAUUGCAUGGUCCUGCACUUGGGUCACUACAAGGCCAUGCAACACUAGGGGCUGGCUGAGGAGUGGCUGAAAAACUGCCUGGAGGAGAAGGAUAUGAGGGUGUUGAUUGAUAGCUGGUUGAAUAUGAGCCAGUAGUGUGCCCAGGUAGCCAAGAAGGCCAAUGGCAUCCUGGCUUGCAUCAGGAAUAGUGUGGCAGCAGGAGCAGGGAAGUGGCUGUGCCCCUGUACUUGGCAUUGGUGAGGCUGCACCUCAAAUACUGUGUUCAGUUUUAGGCCCCUCACUACAAGAAGGAUAUUGAGGUGCUGGAAGAUGUUUAGAGAAGGGCAACAAAGCUGGUGAAGGGGCUGGAGCACAAGUCUUCUGAGGAGUAGCUGAGGGAACUGGGAUUGUUUAGCCUGGAGAAAAGGAGACUGGGGGGGACCUUACCACUGUCUACAACUACCUGAAAGGAGGUUAUAGGGAGGUGGAGGAUGGUUUCUUCUCUCUAGUAGUGACUGAGAGGCUGAGGGGAAAUGACCUCCGGAUGCGUCAGGGGAGAUUUAGAUUGGAUAUUCAGAGGAAUUUCUUUACUGAAAGUGUUGUUAAGCAUUGGAAUAGGCUGCCCAGGAAUAUGAUUGAGUUGCCAUCCAUGGAGGUAUUUAGAAGAUGAGUAGAUGUCAUACUUCAGGAUGUGGUCUAGUGGUGGGCUUAGCAGGGCUGGACUCGAUGAUCUUAAAGGUCUUUUUCCAACUGAAACCAUUCUAUGAUGCAUUCACAGUGAACUGCAAACACCCUCACAACUACUGGGUAUAGGCAGGGGCCAAAAAUUAGAUCAUGAGGCUGUUGUCAGCGACACCACCAUGCUGAAGCAUGGUCUAAAUUCCUGCACAUUCCUUUGAAUAUAGAGGAGUUAGUAUUUUGUGUUGCGUGUUAGAAGGCAACGUGAUUUGGUCGCGUUGUGCUUGGUGAAUUUAGGGGAGCAAAAAUCUAUAUAUUUUUUCAAACUACUGAAAAUAUUGCUUCGGUUGUCAAUUCAGUUCCUAAGAACUGGGAGAAAUAAUUGAUUAGAAGGUUUAGAGUGAAACCACUUGAGUUUCCCAUUUAAAAAAAAAAAUAAUAAUAUGGCAAACUGCCUUUUUUUUUCUAAAAAGAUAAAUGAAUAGAAGUAUCUGACUCCAAGAUUGUGUAGUAUAUUGAACAGCAUCUACCAUGGCAUUUCAUACCCAUGGUAUUUUUUACCUUUUAACCAAUCAAUUUUAGUAUUAUAUGUUUGUGUAAAUCACUUGCAUAAAGAGAUUAAAUUGAGUAGUCUCCAACUACUUGUGAAUUAUAUGAAUAAAUUAUAUGUCAUUCUAAACUGAAGCCCUGUGGGUUUUAUUUUUGAGAUAUGUGAUAAUACAGAUGAAAGCUCUUUUACAUUAAUGGAUCAGGUAAAAAGGGAUGUAACAGCUCUGUGUUAUUUCCCUACUCUGAAGGAUCAUCUGAACUUUCUUGGGUCAGGUUCUUUAUGCCAUUUCUAGUUACAGCUUGGGCCAUCAUUUUAGCAGUUGGAGUGGUUAAAGUUCUUGGGAAACUCCUUGGAUUUAAGCCCUCUCAUUUCUUUGCUAAAAUAGAGGAUGGGGACUCUGCAGGCCUGGAAACUUGCACUCCCCGCAGAGUUAAUCAGCAAAACUCUAUCAGUGGUGUUAUAAUUAGUCUUCUCCAAUGAAUUUUGAAAUAUGAAACUGGAAAUAUUGACUAUUGCAUAUUUUGCAUGAAAAUACAAGGAAUAGAACUGUGCAUGUUUAAGUUAAUACCAUUUAUUUUGGAAAGUGGUUAUUCAUAAUCAUUGCAUCACUCUUGAAGCUUCUAAAAUAAGUUUCUAGCAACAGAUUUCAUUGUUUUGGAUCUUAGACUUGCUUUCUUUCCCUGCCCCGUUCUGGUUUAAUUACUUUCUGCGAUUUGUUGGACUAUGCUAGUUUAUUUUUAAUACUCUGCACUGGAAUUCAUGGAGUUGGGGGGAGGCAUGAAGGUCCCUGCUACCUUCCUACUGAUGUGAUCCUCUCAGUUGUUAUGCCUUGUCUCAAGGUGUCAACUUCAAAUAAAAUCAGAAAA
Molecule: messenger RNA, 6439 nt
Organism: Cuculus canorus (common cuckoo)
Lineage: Eukaryota; Metazoa; Chordata; Aves; Cuculiformes; Cuculidae
Gene: ELMOD1
Product: ELMO domain containing 1
Exons: 13
Coding region: 276-1262 (328 amino acids)
Molecular function (GO): GTPase activator activity
Source: RefSeq, a predicted model, not a curated record